CACCAUCUCUUUAUCCUCUGCAAAGCCGACACCGUCAGAGGCCCAUAGAGAGCUAAUCAAAUACGGGUUCCCAAUAGGGCUACUUCCACAAAACGUGAACGGGUAUGCCCUAAAUAAAACUUCCGGCAGCUUCGUUGUUUCUCUAGGUGCCACGUGUAAAAUUACACUUCCUCCGGACAAUUACCUAGCCACGUAUUCAAAGAAAAUUACAGGCAAAAUUGUUGAAAAUCGAAUUGCUGAGCUUGAUGGGAUUAGCGUGAGGGCAUUUUUUAGGUGGUGGGGUAUUACGGGUAUUAGAUCUAGUGGUGAGAAUUUGGUGUUUGAAGUUGGAAUGGUUACUGCUAAAUACCCUUCUAAGAAUUUUGAUGAAAGUCCUGAGUGUGAGGGGAAAAAGCAUUCCUCUUCCUAAAGGGCUUUUGUCUGCUGCUUCUUUUGAUUGGCUUAUGAAAUAAGCCCAACAGAGUUGGGUGUGAUGGUGCUUGAUAAGUUAAAGUUUUCUUAGCACAUUAUGUUAUCCGAUUGACGAUUUAGUGAAUUGUGUAAGCAGUUGCUAAGUGUAUUGUAUAUAUGAUCUAUGUUAUUAUCUGGAAUAUUACUAAUUGCCAUUGAAAGAUUGUUGCUCUUUUCCUCUGUAUUAUACAUUUGCUGCUGUGAUUGUGACCUUGGACA
This is a messenger RNA of Nicotiana attenuata, 669 nucleotides long. RefSeq lists its product as uncharacterized. The record is from RefSeq and is a predicted model, not a curated record. NCBI's taxonomy places the organism in Eukaryota, Viridiplantae, Streptophyta, Magnoliopsida, Solanales, Solanaceae.